Messenger RNA from Chaetura pelagica (chimney swift), 2337 nucleotides. It is a transcript of the gene RAP1GAP2, whose product is annotated as RAP1 GTPase activating protein 2. Bases 1 to 2337 code for a protein of 778 amino acids. Gene Ontology annotation, biological process: regulation of small GTPase mediated signal transduction; activation of GTPase activity. The transcript has 25 exons. NCBI's taxonomy places the organism in Eukaryota, Metazoa, Chordata, Aves, Apodiformes, Apodidae. Gene Ontology annotation, cellular component: cytoplasm; plasma membrane. Gene Ontology annotation, molecular function: GTPase activator activity. The record is from RefSeq and is a predicted model, not a curated record.
AUGGAGGAGAGGACACUGACAGCAUUCCAGUGGCUGUACUCGCCCCGCCAGCACCGCAUUGUCAGCAGGGCCGACCUGGGCUCCCCCAGCAGGAUCGACAAGACAAUGCUCGCCAGCCUGAAGAUCAAGAAACAGGAGCUGCUGAACAGCACGGAUGUGCCAGUCCCGGAGCGGCCGCUGUCCCCCCCCCUCACUGCCCCGCCGACCAUGAAGUCUGCAGAAUUCUUCGAAAUGCUGGAAAAAAUGCAGGCACCGAAACUUGAAGAGCAGAGGACUGGAAGCCAAAAAAAUAAGGAAGACUACAUCCCAUACCCCAGCAUCGAUGAGAUCCUAGAGAAGGGCAGCCCAUACCCGCUGAUCAUCCUGCCCCAGUUUGGGGGGUACUGGAUUGAAGACCCGGAGAACCUCGGCACGCCCACCUCAUCUGACAGCAGCUUCUGUGAGGAGGAGGAGGAGAACCUCAGCCCCAGCACCUUCGGCUACAAGCUGGAGUGCAAGGGAGAGGCCAGAGCCUAUAGGAAGCAUUUCCUGGGGAAGGAUCAUUUAAAUUUUUAUUGUACAGCCAGCAGCCUAGGAAAUCUGAUCCUUUCUAUAAAGUGUGAGGAGGCAGAUGGCACUGAAUAUUUAAGGAUUAUACUCAGGUCCAAGGUGAAGACACUACAUGAAAGGAUUCCCCUGGCAGGAUUCAGCAAGCUUCCGAGCAUCCCCCAGAUUGCAAAGGCCUUCUGUGACGAUGCCUCUGGGCUGAAGUUUAACCCGGUGCUGUACCCCAAGGCAUCCCAGAUGAUAGUGUCUUAUGAUGAACAUGAGGUCAACAACACGUUCAAGUUCGGAGUGAUCUAUCAGAAGUUCCGGCAGACCCAAGAGGAGGAGUUGUUUGGCAACAAUGAGGAGAGUGCUGCCUUCAAGAACUUCCUAAGUUUUCUAGGAGACACUAUAACACUCCAGGACUUCAAAGGUUUUCGAGGAGGUCUGGAUGUCAGCCACGGGCAGACGGGAGCAGAGUCUGUGUACACGGUAUUCAGGGACAGGGAGAUAAUGUUUCACGUCUCUACGAAGCUGCCUUUUACUGAAGGAGACACACAACAACUCCAGAGGAAGAGGCACAUUGGCAAUGACAUCGUGGCAAUUAUCUUCCAAGAGGAGAACACGCCGUUUGUCCCCGACAUGAUCGCCUCCAACUUCUUGCACGCCUACAUCGUGGUGCAGGUGCAGGACCCUGCGGCAGAGAACGUGGCCUACAAGGUGUCUGUCACCGCACGGGAAGAUGUCCCCUCCUUUGGCCCACCCCUGCCCAGCCCACCGGUGUUCCAGAAGGGCCCGGAGUUCCGGGAGUUCCUGCUGACCAAGCUCAUCAACGCUGAGAAUGCCUGCUGCAAGUCUGACAAGUUUGCGAAGCUGGAGGACCGCACCCGGGCUGCCUUGUUGGACAACCUCCAUGAUGAGCUCCAUGGGCACACACAGACCAUGCUGGGGCUGGGGCCCGAGGAGGACAAGCUGGAGAAUGGGGGUCACGGAGGCUUUCUGGAGUCUUUCAAGAGAGCCAUCCGGGUGCGCAGCCACUCCAUGGAGACGAUGGUGGGCAGCCAGAAGAAGCACCACGGUGGUGGCAUCCCCGGCAGCCUCAGCGGGGGCAUCGUGCACAACGCUGGUGAGGUGACCAAGACCACCUUCUCGCCCCCUGUUCCAGCAGCUGCCACAAAGAACCAGUCCAGGAGCCCCAUCAAGCGCCGUUCGGGGCUGUUCCCCCGCCUGCACACGAGCUCUGAGAGCCAGGUGGAGAGCAGGACAAGGUGUGACAGUGUUUCUGGAGCCCAGAAGACAUCAGAUGUGGGACAUUCUUCUCAAGACAUGAAAUCUGAAACCUCGUCCAAUCCCAGCUCCCCUGAAAUAUGCCCCAACAAAGACAGGCCAUUCAUUAAGCUGAAAGAGAAUGGGAGGUCGAACAUCUCCCGUUCCUCCUCAAGCACCAGCAGCUUCAGCAGCACAGCAGGGGAAAGCGAGACCCUGGAGGAGUACGACAGUGUGGGCAGCCAGCCGUCCACCGCCUCGCCCUUCAAGCAGGAUGUCUUUGUCUACGGCGCUUCACCAGGCAGCGAGAGCCCGAGCGUGGGGGCUGUGGCCACCCCCGUCAUCAUGAGCAGGAGCCCCACAGACAUAAAGAACAGAAACUCUCCCAGGUCGAACCUGAAGUUUCGCUUUGACAAGCUCAGCCACAGCAGCUCCAGUGCGAAAAUUUUUGGUUCAACAAAGGGAAAACUCGUCAACAUCCCACUGGAAGCGGCGGGCUGCAGCGCGGAUGAAGAUUAUGAAUUCUGCAAGGUGAUUCCCCUGUAA